Molecule: messenger RNA, 1119 nt
Organism: Pochonia chlamydosporia 170
Lineage: Eukaryota; Fungi; Ascomycota; Sordariomycetes; Hypocreales; Clavicipitaceae
Product: MFS transporter
Exons: 4
Coding region: 1-1119 (372 amino acids)
Source: RefSeq, a predicted model, not a curated record
AUGAACGCCUGGCCCGCGGAAGGGAAUUGGGCAGUCACAUCGAGUGAUCACGGGGCUCUUAUCGUCAUCACGGCCCUCGUAGGAGUCACUUGGACGUUCUUGGUAUUUCUAAUUAGACUAUACAUUCGGCUAAAGCUCAACGGCCCGUUUGGACUAGACGAUAUCGCAGCGUCUUUCGCAACAACGUUCGGUAUUCUUCACACUGGUUUGACUCUUUCUUCCGCCAAACAUGGGCUGGGAAGACAGCAGAACUUGCUGGCACCUGCUGAUAUACAGGCGGCCUUGAAGCUCAACUAUGCGUCCAACUUUGCUUACAUAGUAGCUAUUUGCUUCUCAAAAUGCGCCAUGUUCCUCCUCAUAGCACGUCUCGGGCAGAAGGGAAAACACCUCCUUGCAACAUACGGCAUCGCUGCUUUCACGAUCACUUGGGCCGUAAUAUCGUUGUUUAUCAUGGCAUUCCAAUGCAGCCUUCCCGAGCCUUGGAAUAUCCAAACCAGCAGCCGGUGUCAACCCCUCUUCAUACGAUGGGUUGUCGUCGAAACGUUCAGCAUACUGAGCGAAGUCUGUGUGAGCGCAUUAGCCGUAACUCUGGUCUGGAAGCUGUCGAUGCCAUUCCAGACCAAAGUCGCGGUUGUAUGUGCCUUUUCAGCUCAGCUCUUCGUCAUCAUACCGAUUAUCUUCCGAUUACAUUUUGUGCGCGACUCGAAGAAUACAACCGACGCAACAUUUGAUUCCACAGAAAUUGCCAUCCUGACACAAAUCGUGAUGCAUUUCUCAAUCAUGGCCGCUACAUUUCCCUGUUUUCGGCAGUUCCUCCAGGCAUUUGACAGCGGACUUGGCGCAACCACGAAAAUUGGUGCCAAACCCGGAAGCGGCUCUCGCAAGGAUAGUUCGUACGUGUUGCAGAGUCUGAACUCAGCGCGUGAUGGGAGUCGAGGGAAGAGGUCCCUGGGGGGGCUGCGGCCGGAUUCUACGGCUCAGAUUGCCACUGCAGUAGGAGGUAGAUUAUCGGACCGUGACGCAGACAAUAUGAGCAUCGAGAGUUUAGGCAGUGACCAGGCUAUUUGGACAAGGAGGGGGUGGAUGGUGCAAUAUGAGGCCAGAUACCGUGACGAGUGA